AUGAACGCCCUGGCAACUGUUGCGUUUUUCACCACCUUGGUUGCGGCAGCAUCUGCUGGAGCCGUACUCGGAGGCUACGGCGGCCUGGGUUACGGUGGCCUCGGCUAUGGGGGCCUCGGCUACGGAGGUCUGGGCUACGGAGGUCUCGGCUAUGGAGGUGUCGGCUACGGAGGCCUCGGCUACGGUGGAGCGGGUCUUGGCGUGGGCGGCGUUGGUGUGGGCAGCAGCGUCGCUCUGCUCAGUGGAGGUCCAGCCUUCUCGAAGGCCGUGGCAGGACCCACUUUUCUAGUGAGAAGCGUGCACCACGUCAACAAAAUUCACGGGGGUGGUGCCAUCUUGGCUCACAGUGGGCUUGGUGGAGGCUACGGAGGUCUUGGCUACGGUGGCCUCGGAUAUGGCGGCAUCGGAUACAAGGGAUGA
Dermacentor silvarum is the source of this 420-nucleotide messenger RNA. Its product is annotated as lamprin 1.8-10. The transcript has 2 exons. The record is from RefSeq and is a predicted model, not a curated record. The coding region runs from base 1 to 420 and encodes 139 amino acids. NCBI's taxonomy places the organism in Eukaryota, Metazoa, Arthropoda, Arachnida, Ixodida, Ixodidae.